Molecule: messenger RNA, 1622 nt
Organism: Rhopilema esculentum
Lineage: Eukaryota; Metazoa; Cnidaria; Scyphozoa; Rhizostomeae; Rhizostomatidae
Source: RefSeq, a predicted model, not a curated record
AAAUGGAAAGUUUGCGCAGCUGAUAAUUACGAAACACAGAAUUUCUUAAAUUAACAACGUAUUUGCAUCAGAUUAGAGAAUACCCUGAGCAAAACUUGUCUGGAUCCAGAUUAUCAAAGACAUUUGCUUGUCUUUCCUCUAUCAGUGAUAAACUGAAUUCAACAACAAGACGUAGUAGCGUAUAAUUUGUGAUAAAUGAGAUAAAUGGAUUGCAUCCACGACGACGUAAACUGUACCUGGCCAAAAGAGGAAAUUUGGAAACUUUCGAUAGUGAAUCUGACAAUAUUUUUCAUUUUGGAUGGCAUCAUUGAACUGCUUGCCCUUGUUGCAAAUUCUAGCUUCUUAUUCAUACUAGUGAAACAGAAGUCUCUCCAUUCUCCAUCGAACAUGUUGCUAGGAGCUUUAUGUGUAGCAGAUCUUGCUAUUAGCUUGGUUCUCCAGCCCGUUUUCCUGACACAUCUUUCGCUAUUUUUCACUGGAGGAGAAGUUAAUCAAACCAUCCAAGAUGUGCUCGAUUUGCUAUUCGACGUAUUUUUCGGUUUGUCAUUUACUUUCAUCAUUUUGAUAAGCCUAGAUCGAUACAUCGCCAUUUGUCAUCCGUUCAAGUACCAGGCCUUGGCCACAUGCAAGUCUCAUUUGCUUAUUUCGUUUGCAUGUGGAGUAGUUAUUUCAGGAUUAUUCAGCCUUGACUACUGCUUGUCAAUAAAGAGUCAAGAGUCUUUGAUGAAAGAUCACAUUACCUCUACACUAAGGGUCGUCCACUAUGUCAUUCCUGCCAUCGUUAUAAUUUUCUGUUAUUGUAAGAUUUAUUUGGUCAUCAGGGCGCAAAGUAAGCGUCAAAUUUCGAUUGGUACUAUCAAAGACUCUGAGAAAAUUGAAAUUUCGAAAAAAAGAAGCGAGAGACGAAAGACUGGAACCAUAGCUUUGAUUUUAGUCUGUUUCUUUGCAUGUUACGCACCAAAUUUCAUUUUGGUUCUGAUCAUUUUGCUUGGUACUGUUAAUAUGGACACAAACACUAUGGAGACUGCAUGGCUCUGGACAAGCUUCACAUUACUCUUGACAAGUCUUCUAAACCCGAUUGUAUACUACUUAAGAAGCAGAGAAAUAAGGCAGGCAGCAAGAAAACUUUGCAAAAGAUCGUCGCCAGUCAAUUCAGCUACUUAAGUUUGAAAUACUUCGUCAACCCAUGCUUCCAAUAUCAAAGGAACUUGGUUACGGCAUCAAAACAAGCUGUUUAACGAAGUAAAUGUAAACAUUGUAGAAAUAUACCAUGGAACUCCGAGGCUGAGAGUUGCUAAAAGUUUAGCUGCGUUCAAGGGCAGACUUUGUUUUGGUAAGUGUCUUGCUUCAAGAUUUGGACAGGUGACGAGUUCCAAGGGAGGCAGUCUUCUUGAGCGAACAUCCUUUGAAACGUACGUCCUCAAUCAUCGUUAGCUAAGAGAAGAAAAUUGCAGUUGCAUCAAGAAAAAAGUUUGGUCACGCAAAGAUAGCUUCGUCACUUUUUCCAGUCAAUGAUGAUGGCGUGGAGGCCGUUGUGUUUAUGAGCUUCCACAACGCAUUGAAGUCAGCCGAAUGUAAUUGUCAAGAAAUGCGGAAAAGAACACAUUACAAGAUGUUUACCU